This is a messenger RNA of Cherax quadricarinatus, 2790 nucleotides long. Its product is annotated as heat shock protein 83. Gene Ontology annotation, biological process: protein stabilization; cellular response to heat; protein folding. Gene Ontology annotation, cellular component: perinuclear region of cytoplasm; plasma membrane; cytosol. Lineage: Eukaryota; Metazoa; Arthropoda; Malacostraca; Decapoda; Parastacidae. Gene Ontology annotation, molecular function: ATP-dependent protein folding chaperone; disordered domain specific binding; ATP hydrolysis activity. The record is from RefSeq and is a predicted model, not a curated record.
UUUUAAGCGCGGAGAGAUACGCUGGUUGAGGCGAAGGCUUGGGCGUAUUUAUUCACAGGAGAGGCGGGAACUACCUCAGUGGUGCAGCAACCUCAGACGUAAUAGUGUGUCUCUUCUUAUCUCACAUUCCAUCACUUGAUUUACAUUCCAGUCAUGCCUGAAGAAACCAUGGAUGAUGUGGAAACCUUUGCCUUCCAGGCAGAGAUUGCCCAGUUAAUGUCUCUGAUCAUUAACACAUUCUACAGUAAUAAAGAAAUCUUUCUCAGGGAAUUGAUAUCCAAUUCAUCAGAUGCCUUGGAUAAAAUCAGAUAUGAAUCUCUAACGGAUCCUUCAAAGUUGGACUCUGGCAAAGAGUUGUUCAUCAAACUUGUGCCCAACAAAAAUGACCGAACCCUUACUAUAAUUGACAGUGGCAUUGGCAUGACUAAGGCAGAUCUUGUAAACAACCUGGGAACUAUUGCAAAGUCGGGCACAAAGGCUUUUAUGGAAGCUUUGCAAGCUGGGGCUGACAUUUCUAUGAUUGGUCAGUUUGGUGUGGGUUUCUACUCUGCUUACCUGGUAGCUGAUAAGGUGACGGUGAUCUCAAAGAACAAUGAUGACGAACAGUACAUUUGGGAGUCCUCUGCAGGGGGUUCCUUUACAGUCCGCACAGAUCAUGGAGAGCCACUUGGCAGAGGUACAAUGAUCACUCUAAGCCUGAAGGAGGACCAAACUGAAUAUCUAGAGGAAAGGCGCAUCAAAGAAAUAGUGAAAAAGCAUUCCCAGUUCAUUGGCUAUCCCAUUAAACUUGUGGUAGAGAAGGAGAGGGACAAGGAAGUGUCUGAUGAUGAAGAGGAGGAAAAAGAAGAGAAGGAUAAGGAUGAGAAAGAUGAGAACAAGGAAAAAGAAGAUGAGAGUAAAGAGAAGGAUGAAGAAAAACCAAAGAUAGAAGAUAUUGGUGAAGAUGAAGAUGCUGACAAAAAAGAUGGAGCUAAGAAAAAGAAGACUGUAAAAGAAAAGUACACUGAAGAUGAAGAGCUAAAUAAAACUAAGCCUCUUUGGACUCGCAACCCUGAUGAUAUUUCUCAGGAAGAAUAUGGAGAGUUUUACAAAUCUCUAACCAAUGACUGGGAGGACCACUUGGCUGUUAAGCACUUCAGUGUCGAGGGCCAGCUAGAGUUCCGUGCUUUGCUCUUCCUACCUCGUCGAGCUCCAUUUGAUCUCUUCGAGAACCGCAAGCAGAAGAACAAGAUAAAGCUCUAUGUUCGUAGGGUAUUCAUUAUGGAAAAUUGUGAAGAACUCAUCCCAGAAUAUCUUAACUUCUUGAAUGGUGUUGUAGAUUCGGAAGAUCUGCCUUUGAACAUUUCGAGAGAGAUGCUUCAGCAAAAUAAGAUCCUAAAAGUGAUCCGGAAGAACUUGGUGAAAAAAGCUCUUGAAUUGUUUGAAGAAUUGAUUGAAGACAAGGACAACUACAAGAAAUUCUAUGAAAACUUCUCUAAGAAUAUUAAGCUAGGCAUCCAUGAAGAUUCUACAAACCGCAAGAAGUUGGCAGAAUUUCUGCGGUACCACACAUCUGCUUCUGGUGAUGACAUGUGUUCACUGAAGGAUUAUACCUCCCGCAUGAAGGACAAUCAAAAGCACAUCUACUACAUCACUGGAGAAAAUCGUGAGCAGGUACACAACUCUGCCUUUGUGGAGAGAGUUAAGAAGAGGGGCUUUGAAGUAAUUUACAUGACAGAACCAAUUGACGAGUACUGUGUUCAGCAGCUGAAAGAAUAUGAUGGUAAACAGCUUGUCUCUGUCACCAAGGAAGGUUUGGAGCUCCCAGAAGAUGAGGAAGAGAAAAAGAAGUUUGAAGAUCAGAAGUCAAAGCUGGAGAACCUUUGCAAAGUGGUAAAGGACAUCCUGGACAAACGGGUAGAAAAGGUGGUUGUGAGCAACCGUCUUGUGACUUCUCCCUGCUGCAUAGUGACUUCACAGUAUGGGUGGACAGCCAACAUGGAACGAAUCAUGAAAGCCCAGGCCUUGAGAGAUACUUCUACCAUGGGCUACAUGGCUGCCAAGAAGCACCUAGAGAUCAACCCAGACCACAGUAUUAUAGAAACCCUCAGACAGAGGGCUGAUGCAGACAAAAAUGACAAAUCUGUUAAGGAUCUAGUUAUGCUUCUGUUUGAGAGUGCCCUCCUGUCGUCAGGCUUUACCCUUGAGGAUCCUGGUGUACAUGCUGGACGUAUUUACAGGAUGAUUAAACUUGGCCUGGGUAUUGAAGAGGAUGACGCUCCAACGGAAGAGACUGGUGAAGCUAGUGUUGAGGAAAUGCCACCUCUUGAGGGAGAUGAUGAGGAUGCAUCAAGAAUGGAAGAAGUGGAUUAGGAGGAAGUGGACUAGGGGUUAUCAAACGUACCAAAGUUCAUCUCAUUAUCAUCCUGUCUCAAAUUUCUCAUCGAGCCUUAUUUCAAGGCUUGAAAAGUCAGCUAUUUAUCAUUCCAAUGCAACAUUCAGUUAAGUUUAAGUUUUUCUGUUGUAGGACAUUACAUUGUAAAUAUUUUCGUUAAUAAGUUUUGUAUAAAAGGAAUUCUGAAGUUUCUAUUCCCUUAAAAUGCGUAACUGAAUGUACUGUCAAUUAUGGCCUAUACUUAAGGGGUAGUGAAAGUAGCUAAAAUCCAGCAUUACAGGAAGUUACCUUUAAAGUGAACUGUUACUCUGCCUAAAGCGGUGAUUUUUAACUGCUACCUUAGUAAAAUAAUUCAGUACAUUAGCUCUCCAUUAUUUGAAAUUGUGUAGUUUAUAGAAGUAAACGAUAUUACGCGA